AGCCCAGGGCGACACACACGGACCGAGAGGAAGCAUGGCCGGGGAAACAGAAAAGAAACCCAUUCUGGAAAUGGUCCACGCCGAGGGAGGGGAUGAAGGCUGUGUGACAUUUGUGCUGCAUCAAGAAGACCACACGCUGGGCAACUCCCUCAGAUAUAUGAUCAUGAAGAACGUGGAUGUGGAUUUCUGUGGAUACACCAUCACCCAUCCGUCUGAGAGCAAGAUCAACUUCCGCAUUCAGACUCGAGGGGCACUUCCAGCCGUAGAGCCGCUGCGGAAAGGCCUGAAUGAGCUGAACGAUGUUUGUCAACAUGUUCUCAACACUUUCCAGGCGAGAGUUAACGAGUUCAAAGAGCGACAGGACCAGCCCAUGGACUGAACACCAUCACAGCAUGGGAAAGCAGAGCUGUCAGAUUCAAUACCUGCAAAAAUCUGUCAUAAUUUGCUUCUCAAAAGUGUUUUUGUGGACUUAUUAGGUAUCGAGGAGCGAAAAGACCCUCCAGAAUAUUCUGUGACAUUAAAAUAUUAUUGUAGAGUUAUGUUUCUUUUGAUAUUCAAAUUGAUUUAUGAUGUAUAAUAAAUGUAAAUCAUACCCGUGUUUAUAA
Cololabis saira (Pacific saury) is the source of this 605-nucleotide messenger RNA. It is a transcript of the gene polr1d, whose product is annotated as RNA polymerase I and III subunit D. Gene Ontology annotation, cellular component: RNA polymerase I complex; RNA polymerase III complex. Bases 35 to 379 code for a protein of 114 amino acids. The transcript is spliced from 5 exons. Gene Ontology annotation, biological process: DNA-templated transcription. Gene Ontology annotation, molecular function: DNA binding; protein dimerization activity; DNA-directed RNA polymerase activity. The record is from RefSeq and is a predicted model, not a curated record. Lineage: Eukaryota; Metazoa; Chordata; Actinopteri; Beloniformes; Belonidae.